ACAUUUUAAACUUAUAAUCUACAAACUUUUAGUUUUCUUUCCAAACAUUCAAAUACGCAUACAAGGAAAUAAAAUUGCGUUUAGCGUUGAACCUAUUUUUUCAAAUUUUAUCUUGAAAUUGUAUAUACAAAUAUUUAGUAAUAUACGAUUACAAAAAAAAAAACACAGCUCAUGUAUUGUACAUAUCCAUUCAUAUCUGUAAGAGUCGAUAAUUUUACCCGUAUUUUGAUAACAUUGCGAAUAUCGUUUUAUCGCUGUGGCACAUUGGUAAAUAACUGCGCGCCAACAAAAUCUUCAUUUAUUCACCUCAACUGCUCUAUACGAUUUCGUUCUGCAAUCAUUUCAUUUAUCCUGAGCAUAAUAAUAAGGACACAAUGGGAAUUUUGGGAUUAGCGAAAUUGAUAGCAGAUAUUGCACCAUCCGCAAUAAAGGAAAAUGAAAUCAAAAAUUACUUUGGACGUAAAGUUGCUAUAGAUGCAUCGAUGUGUCUCUAUCAGUUUUUAAUAGCCGUUCGUUCUGAUGGUGCGCAACUAACAACAGUGGAUGGCGAACCUACGUCACAUUUAAUGGGCAUGUUUUAUCGAACUAUACGUAUGUUGGAGCAUGGCAUUAAGCCGGUAUAUGUGUUUGACGGUAAGCCACCAGAUCUAAAAUCAGGUGAAUUGGCUAAACGCGCUGAACGCCGUGAAGAAGCACAAAAGGCCUUGGAGAAAGCGGAAGAAGCCGGCAAUGCAGAAGAGGUGGAAAAAUUCAAUCGCCGUUUGGUGCGAGUAACUAAAGAGCAUGCGCGUGAAGCGCAGGAACUGCUUAAACUAAUGGGUGUGCCAUAUGUAGAGGCACCCUGUGAGGCGGAAGCGCAAUGUGCGGCAUUAGUCAAGGCGGGCAAAGUGUAUGGCACCGCUACAGAGGAUAUGGAUGCGCUUACUUUUGGAUCAAAUGUGCUGUUGCGUCAUUUGACUUUUAGCGAGGCGCGAAAAAUGCCAGUCAAAGAGUUUAGUUAUGAAAAAGUGCUACAAGGUUUUGAAUUGACCAGCACUGAGUUCAUAGAUCUCUGCAUACUGCUUGGUUGUGAUUACUGCGAAGGCAUAAAAGGUAUUGGACCAAAGCGUGCAAUUGAAUUAAUUAAUACUUAUCGUGAUAUUGAGACAAUACUCAAAAAUAUUGAUCAAAAGAAAUAUACUGUGGCAGAAGACUGGAAUUAUCAAGUUGCGCGUGAGCUGUUUAUAAAACCCAAUGUAACAGAUCCUCUAACAAUUGAGCUCAAAUGGACUGAACCAGAUGAAGAAGGUCUGGUUAAAUUUCUCUGUGGCGAUCGACAAUUCAAUGAGGAUCGUGUACGCUCGGGCGCAAAGAAAAUACAAAAAUCAAAGAAUACACAAACGCAAGGACGUUUGGAUAGUUUUUUUAAGGCUAUACCGUCUGCGAAUAAACCCACACCUAAGCGCAAAACAGAGGAUGAUAAAAAGACUGCCAAUAAGAAAGCAAAGACAGGUGGCGCCGCUCGUGGCAGACGACCAAAGUAAGAGUUAAAAUUGUAGUGAGUUGAAUAUAAUAACUGACUAUAAAUAGCUAAUAAGCGUGUUUAGUAAACUAAGUAUAUUUAAAAAAAAAAUGGCGUUCCAUGUUAAAAUUAAAACAAUAUUGUUAAAAUGAUUUAUUAAGUCUAAUAUUUUUUUAUUUGUUUACUAAUUAGUGAUAACACCUGUUAUAUCAUUGAAAGUUGUCUCAAAAACAGUUUAUUUAUUAUAAUAUUUUAAAACUUAUUUCUAACUAUUUGAUAUUACAACAAUAUUUUACAAUUAAGUCUGAAUCUUUUGUAUCGUCGUAGAAAACUGCUUACAACUACAAGUACGGCUAGGGCUUAAAUUUAUUACAUAUGUUUCGUAAGUAUGUAAUAAAAUAAAAGUUGUAGACAAUUA
This is a messenger RNA of Bactrocera oleae (olive fruit fly), 1919 nucleotides long. RefSeq names its product flap endonuclease 1 (gene Fen1). Gene Ontology annotation, molecular function: magnesium ion binding; 5'-flap endonuclease activity; RNA-DNA hybrid ribonuclease activity. NCBI's taxonomy places the organism in Eukaryota, Metazoa, Arthropoda, Insecta, Diptera, Tephritidae. Gene Ontology annotation, cellular component: nucleus. The record is from RefSeq and is a predicted model, not a curated record.